This is a messenger RNA of Micropterus salmoides (largemouth bass), 1988 nucleotides long. RefSeq names its product 4-hydroxy-2-oxoglutarate aldolase 1 (gene hoga1). The record is from RefSeq and is a predicted model, not a curated record. NCBI's taxonomy places the organism in Eukaryota, Metazoa, Chordata, Actinopteri, Centrarchiformes, Centrarchidae. Gene Ontology annotation, biological process: N-acetylneuraminate catabolic process. Gene Ontology annotation, molecular function: N-acetylneuraminate lyase activity; 4-hydroxy-tetrahydrodipicolinate synthase activity.
UGAUUCUAACCGCCUGGUACUCAUUUCAAGCAAGUGUCAGUUGAAUGAAAUUCACUGCUGUGCUGGUAAUCGUGUGAAUUUAACUGAAAACGCGCAUUUGAACAGGCCGCGCAGAGCAAAACAUGCUGCAGGAACGAGUCGUUUCAAGUAAAGAGUUGGGGCAGUUUUAGAGUUGCUCAGAAAACACAUAUUGGGGUCAAUAUUUACAAAAGCAGGUUAGUGAUUAACUGUCUGGGUAGCAGCAGCUGCACAGAGUCCCAGACAACCUGAUCUCACAGAACACAGGGAGCGAGCAGCUCGGUAACUCUGUCGGCUUCACAAUGCUGUGCGUCCGGGCCUGGAGACGUCUGAGUCCCCUGCGCAGAGGAGGUCCCUUGUCAGCAUGGAAACGAACCCAGAGCUACACAGUAGCUGCGAGGUUGGACCUCAGUGGGAUUUAUCCUCCCAUUGCCACUCCGUUUACCGCCAAAGAGGACGUAGACUACCAGAAACUGGCGGAAAACCUGCAGAAAUAUGCCGAGAUACCUUUCAAAGGCCUGGUGGUUCAGGGCUCCAAUGGUGAGUAUCCAUACCUGACAGAGGAAGAACGGGUGGAGGUGGUGAAGACAGUCAGACGAUCGCUGCCGGCAGACAAACUGCUGAUGGCCGGAUCAGGCUGUGAAUCUACAAGAGCCACAGUCCAGCUCACAGAGAAGAUGGCGGCAGCCGGAGCCGACGCCGUCCUCGUGGUAACGCCCUGCUUCUACAAGGGCAAGAUGGACAGCCGAGCUCUGAUCCAGCACUUCACAAAGGUGGCGGACAGCAGUCCUGUGCCGGUAGUUCUGUACAGCGUACCGGCCAACACAGGUCUAGAGCUGCCGCUGGACGCUGUGAUGCAGUUGUCUCAGCACCCAAACAUCUUGGGCCUUAAAGACAGUGGAGGAGAUAUCUCACGGAUCGGCCUGAUUGUGCACAAAACCAAAACGCAGGAUUUCCAGAUGUUGGCGGGCUCAGCAGGGUUUCUCAUGGCCGCUUAUAGUGUCGGUGCUGUUGGCGGAGUGUGUGCGCUGGCUAACGUGCUUGGCCGAGAGCUGUGUGAGUUGGAGCGUCUGUGUGUGUCCGGUCACUGGGAGGAAGCCAAAGUCCUACAGCAGCGCCUCAUCGAGCCCAACGCCGCUGUGACCAGGAAGUUGGGAGUUCCCGCCCUCAAGCAGGCGAUGGAGUGGUUUGGUUACCACGGAGGUGCCUGUCGAUCACCUCUUCAGCCGCUCACAGAGGCAGAGACUCAGCAGCUGAGGCGGGACUUCUCCUCCAACGGCUGGCUGUGAGGUGACCUGGGCAGAGUGUAUGUGUGUGUUCAGUUGUGUUCAGUCAGUGUGAUAGGACACGGGGAGGGAGGGCACACCAAGAAAAUAUCAAAAACUUUUAUCAAGUAAGUGUGCAGGCAUUACCUUUUUUUCAUUUUCUGUUUCCUGUUUUUAAUUAUAACAAAAUCUUAAAGUUGUGCAUAAUUAAGGACUUUGAGUGGAAAGUGGGUGCCCUCUCUGGUGGCUAGCAGCUACAUGGUUCAGCAACCAGGCUUCAUUCGACCCACCUCUUUGCCCAGUUUUUGAUUAGCCAGACUCAGGCACUGCCAAGAUGGCAACGGUGGAGCCGCCUGGAGCUUCACAAUGGCUCUUCAGAAACCUAUAGGUGACGUCACGGAAACAACGUCCAUGUUUUAUACAGCCACAACACAUCCAUAUAUGUCGUAUUAGACUGGGUAUUAAUUGCUAAUGAAAAAACAUGAUAGAAAACUAUAGAUUCUGAAAAACAACUUCCCUGCCCACUCCUCAUGUUGUUAUUAAAGAAAUUACACUAAAAUAAAUCAGCGUCAUACAAUCAAGUUGCUUCUCUGCUGCACCUCAGUACAAAAAUGCAGUAAACUGUAAAGUUACAGAAAUAUUAUGACAGAAAUGUUGAAUGUGCACUUGUUUUGACAAUAAAACAUGCAUUUCACUUAAAUAAUA